This is a messenger RNA of Sphaerodactylus townsendi, 5027 nucleotides long. It is a transcript of the gene DEPDC1B, whose product is annotated as DEP domain containing 1B. NCBI's taxonomy places the organism in Eukaryota, Metazoa, Chordata, Lepidosauria, Squamata, Sphaerodactylidae. The coding region runs from base 70 to 1659 and encodes 529 amino acids. Gene Ontology annotation, biological process: intracellular signal transduction; positive regulation of Wnt signaling pathway. The transcript is spliced from 11 exons. The record is from RefSeq and is a predicted model, not a curated record.
CAAAUCCUCGUUGUGUCAGGCCGGUCUCCGUGGAGACAGGCUGCUGAGGGAGCCCCGUCGUGGCGGCCGAUGGAGCCUCGCCUAGUGGGACCGGGGCCUUACCGAGCGACGCGCCUGUGGAAUGAGACUAUUGAACUCUUUCGAGGUGGCAUGCCGCUACGAAAGCAUCGUUGUCAUUUCAGAAGCUAUGAGCGUUGCUUCACAGCAUCUGAAGCAGUAGACUGGCUGCACAGCCUGCUCAGGCACAACCAGAAUUUUAGUCCAGAAGUAUCCCGUACUCAAACAGUUCAGCUCCUUAAAAAGUUCCUGAAGAAUCAUGUAAUUGAAGAUAUCAAAGGAAGAUGGGGCAAAGAGGAUUUUGAAGACAACAGUCAUUUGUACAGAUUUCCUCCUUUCUCACCAUUGAAACCAUACCCGAAACGAUCCCUGUUCCGAGAAGGAAUUGUUAAGUUUCCAAACUGGGAUGAUAUUGAAAAAGAUACUUUCCAAGAACACAUACCAAUGAAUCCAAUCAAGUUGAACUCUGAAAUGUGGUUCAAACGUCACAGUAUAGCAAUUGGAGAGGUACCAGUGUGUAGACUUGUACACCGUCGACAGUUAACAGAGGCAAAUAUAGAAGAUAUAUGGAAAUCCAUGACACUAUCGCACUUGCAAAAAAUUUUAGGCUUGGAUUCCCUAGAAGAUGUGCUGGACACCAAACUUGUGAACCCGAAGCAUAUAAUCCAGAAUGUGUAUCAUAUCAACAAGCAAGGAGUUGUCAUUUUAGAAGAUAAAUCAAAAGAACUACCUCACUGGGUGUUGUCGGCAAUGAAGUGUCUGGCAAAUUGGCCCAGGUGUCCAGAUCUGAAACAACCUACUUACUUGGGAUUUGAAAGAGAUGUCUUCAGAACUAUAGCUGAUUACUAUGGCCACAUGAAAGAGCCUCUUCUUACUUUCCAGUUUUUUGAUGUCUUUGUCAGUGUGUUAGGACUCCUCCAGAAGGAGACAUUGGCCACCGAAGCCCUGCAGCUUUGCUGUCUACUUCUGCCACCGGAAAAUCGCCGGAAAGUACAGCUGCUGAUGACUAUGAUGGCCAGGAUCAAUAUGAAUAAGGAUCUGCCACCUCUCUGCGAUACAGUCGGAACAAGAGCACUGAUGGUUCAAACCUUUUCUCGCUCUAUUCUUUAUUCCAAAGAUGAAGAGGUCUUGGAUGAAUUGUUGGCGACUAAACUAGUAUCAUUUUUGAUGGACAAUUAUCAGGAAAUCUUAAAUGUCCCUUGUGUCUUAAAAGCUACGAUUGAGGAGCAUGUAACCCACCUUCGAAGAGUCCAGAUAAAAUAUCCAGGAGCAGAUACCGAUGCCACUGUACCUCCACCAUCAUUUUGUCAUCAGAUCAGCACUGAUGAAUUUGAAUACCAGAGAACAAAUGGCUAUCAAGAGCCACUGGCAAGCUUGCUGGAAGAAAUUGCAAAGGAUACAGGAGUGUCUGUCAAAGAGAAGAAGAAGAAAUUGAAGCGGUUUCAGAAAUCCUACCCUGAGGUAUACAAGGAGCGAUUUCCUACCCCUGAAAGUGAAGCUGUCCUGUUUCCUGAAAAAAGUAAACGGAAACCAAUGCUGCUGAUGUGGGCAUUUAAAAGACCUUUCCAGCCAUUUCAAAGAACGAGAAGCUUUCGAAUGUAGGAGUUGGGUUGCAUCUCAGUCAUGGAUUAGUUUACAGCUGGAACAGCUGAAAAUAUUUUUAACUGCUGAAAACAUGGUUAAAAGGGAAAACACUGGGGCCGGAAACUGCUAGACUGAGCCAUUAUCAGUAUUUUUUUUGUUGCUGUUGUAAAUGUCAUGUCUUUCUGGAAAAGAUGUAAACGUUUUCUAUCUGCAAUUACUGUAUAACCUCAACAUCUGGAAACCUGGUCAUCUUAAAAGGGAAACUACUAGACACAGUUGAAAAAUACUGUAAAAUAUUACAUGUACUUGAAUGAAUCUGAAACACUGGAUCUCGUUCUGCGUGGCUAGCAGUAGACCAAGUAGCCAAAAUUGUCCUACUGAUUUCAGUGGUGGUGGUGGGAAGCCUGGGGUUUUUUGCAUGGCUAAGAUGGAAUGCUCAGUUUUAGUAAUGGGUUUCAAACCAAGACAUGUAGCAUGAGAUCUGCUUAGGUACUGCUGUGUGAGCUGUGGGAAAGUAUUACGGGAUGUAGGCUACUGUGAAUGUAGGGGGGGAGGUAUGUUAAACCCCCUCCCUUCCAUGUGGGUGGGCAGAAAGUGGCACAAUGAGUAGUAACAUUUUUGCUACUCUUAUACAGGCAGCUUAUAGUUCCUGUUAUAUGUAUAUAUGGACUGUUUUUUGUCAAAAGUCUGUACUUUUGUAAAGAUGUGCAUUGCUUCUGAUAUUGCAGGGCUUGUAUCAAUACCACUUUGGAGUGAACAGGGAAAUGGCUUGCACUCUUGAAAUUAUGAUGUUGAGGUCACUAUGCUUGAUCUCGGGAACAUAUGAAGAUCCCCGGUUGAUCAGACCAGUGGUCCCUCUAGUGCAGUGGUUCUCAACCUGGGGGUUGGGACCCCUUUGGGGGUCGAACGACCCUUUCACAGGGGUCGCAUAAGACUCUGCACCAGUGUUCUCCAUCUGUAAAAUGGAUAAAUGUUAGGGUUGGGGGUCACCACAACAUGAGGAACUGUAUUAAAGGGUCGCGGUAUUAGGAAGGUUGAGAACCACUGCUCUAGUGCAACAUCCUGUUCUACACAGCUGCCAACAAAGAUGGUGUAGAGGCAAAGUCCCUCCUCGAUAUGGCCUCCUAACACUGAAUUUCAGUGGUUUUCUGCCUCUUGAGUAUGGAGGCUCCCCUAACUCACCAUGGCAAGUAGCCAUUGAUGGGCAUCUCCUCCAUGAAUCUUUGUAAUCCACUUUUAAAGCCCUGUGUUCUCAUGGCCAUCAGUACCUCCACUGGCAGUGAAUUCUACUGUUUAAUCACUCAUUGAGUGAAGGAGAAUGUCCUUUUGUCUGUCCUUAAUCUGUCACCUGUCUUCCUUACUAUUUAUGUCUUGGCUGCAGAGAACCCACCAAUCAAACUAGAAGGUUCUAGUGCAUCUCUCCUACCCUGCCCUUAUUGCUAUUUCUAAAUUUUAUUUUAUUAGGUUUGCUAUCCCACCCUUUCCUAGCCUAAGGCCAGGCUCAGGGCAGUGAACAGAUUUAAAACAACAUCUCAUAACACAAAACAAAAUUUAAUAUACAGAAGUAACGUUCCUUGUUAUUAAUAUGAUUUAAAAUAUAUACCUACAGAUAACAUCAACUUUGACCUCAAAAUAGCAUUUGAGCAAGUGCCACAUGCACUUAUAUGGCAAGCGCUCCAGUCUCAUGGUAUUCCUGAAGAGUAUGUUCAAUGGGUACAAUUACUGUACUGUAAAGCCACCAAUCAAGUUCAAUGUCCAGCAGGGAUUUCACCACCAUUCACUAUAACUGUUGGCGUUCACCAGGGCUCAGCACUUUUGCCUCUGCUAACUAUUCUUUGCAUGGAUACAGUAACAGCUGAUUUACAAAUGCCACAUCCUUGGACACUACUUAAUGCAGAUGAUGUGGCUCUUGCUAACCAAUCAUGUACAGCUCUUCAACAACAAACACAUGAGUGGAACAAUAGAUUAUCUGAUUAUGGAGUAUGGCUAAAUUUACAAAAAACAGAAUACCUCAAAUGUGGCCCUCAAACAGAUGUAACAAUGCAAAAUGGCUAGGACUUGAAGAAGACCACCCAAUUUAAAUAUCUCGGAUCCCUGGCCACAGCAGAUGGGGAUGCCCUACCAAAUGCUUGAUCUAGAGCUAAUGGAUGAAGUAAUGGCAAACCACAAGAGUCCUGUGUGACAAAAGAAUACCUGAACAUCUGAGGGCAAAAGUGUACACCACAGUUAUCCACCCUGUGGCCCUAUGGAACAGAAUGUUGGCCAACAACUCGGAAACAUGAAUAAACUCUUCAUGUGAUAGAAAUGAAGAUGCUCCGGUGGAUGCUUGGCCUGACACUUUUCAAUCGUGUUACAAAGACAUACAACAAAGACUUGGAAUUACACCAAUAACAAAGAAAAUGAGGGAAGCACAGCUCCAGUGGUACGGGCACGUUAUGCAACAGGAGAAGACUUCUGUUGGAAAAAUGGCCAGGAGGCCACGGCCCACGUGGCUAGCUGCAUCUUUGCAAGUUAAGCCCAUAAGAGCCUAAUCCAUCCAAUGUACAAAAGACAGCAGCAGAGAAUCACCACUAUAGCAAGUGCCAAGGAAUUCUACAAGAACAAUAAGGAUUUGCUUAAAAAUAUCUAGUUGUUGAAUUCGUGGAAUGUAAGAGAAAAUUGAUAAAAUAGAUUAAAAUGUUAGAUAUUAAAAGCAAUAGAGGAACAUUAGAUGUCAGUUUCAAUUAGAUAAUUUACUGGAGGAGAUGACCUAGGAGGAAAGGAAACAUAUUGUAUAAAAGCCUUCAAUUUUGAGAACUAUGUUAGGGAGAUAAGGCUGUAACAAGGUAUGUCUGUACUUUUUUUAAAAAAAAAAAAUCUGAACUGGGUUCAAAUUAUUUGUUAGCAUUUUAAAACUUUGAUACCAAUGAAAAAUUUACUAUACAGGGGCUAAUUUUGACAGUGAACAAUUGUUGUUUUUACUUAUGUUGUUUUAGUUGUACAGAGUGACUGGUUCACUAAUGUCUACCUUCCUGUGUUAGUUUUGUUGUCACUGUUAUAAAAUCAAUAAAAAAAGAAAAUGCAGGAAAAGGCCCAAGUAACAAGAGUGAUGUUGAAUUAAAAGGUCAGUGUUGGAAAGAGGAGUGAAUUUGGCCUCCAAUGAAGUUUCACACUUGUCAUUAAACAAAUCUAAAUUUUUAGGUGUUUUUAGACCAUAGAUCUGUCCCACACCACACCUCCUAGAACUGGAUUUAGGAUGAACUUGUGACGUAAGAAACAAGGCAUAAAAGUUUCAUGUAAAGUGAUCACUGUACUUAAGGGAUUGUGCUGUAAAUGUAUGUUCUGAAUUUAGCCAGGUCUUCUUGUCUUGUAGAACAUUUCAAGCAUUAAAUUGUUCGUGGUUUUAA